Molecule: messenger RNA, 836 nt
Organism: Medicago truncatula (barrel medic)
Lineage: Eukaryota; Viridiplantae; Streptophyta; Magnoliopsida; Fabales; Fabaceae
Product: kunitz-type trypsin inhibitor-like 2 protein
Exons: 1
Coding region: 62-673 (203 amino acids)
Molecular function (GO): endopeptidase inhibitor activity
Source: RefSeq, a predicted model, not a curated record
UUUAACCCAUGAACCAAUUACAAAACAAACACACACAUCUAUCAUUGAAACUUCACAAACCAUGAAAUCAACAUUAUUUACCUUUUCUCUCCUCCUCUUUUCCUUUACCUACUUUCCAUUAGCUUUUACUGAAACUGUUGAAGACAUAAAUGGAAACCCCGUAUUUCCUGGUGGCAAAUACUAUAUUGCACCACUUAUAUCUAAAGGAGGAGGUGGUGGAUUGAAGCUUGGUAAGACAGGAGACUCAGAAUGUCCAGUUACUGUCCUACAAGAUUUUUCUGAGGUUGUUAGAGGCUUACCAGUUAGAUUUACCAUAAUAGUAAAACGUGGUGUCAUCUUUACAACUGAUGAAGUAGAUAUUGAGUUUGUUAAGAAACCAAAGUGUGCUGAAUCUGCCAAAUGGGUGCUUGCUCAUGAUGAUUUCCCUACAUCUUGGGUAGGUAUUGGUGAUAAUAUUGAUGCUUUUCAAGGUAAAUUUAAAAUUGAGACACUUGGUUCAGGAUCAGGAGCAUACAAGCUUGUGUAUUGUCCAUUGUUCAGUGCUCCACCUGGUGCAUGUAGUGAUAUUGGGAGGUAUAGAGAUGAGAAUGGAUGGCGUUUGGUCCCAACUGAAAAUGAUCCCUUUAGGGUUGUAUUUAUUGAUGCUACUGAAUCUGAAAAAGCUGUAGUUUGAAUCAAAUUUCCAAGCUAGGGUUACUGAAUAAUAUUUAUGUAAUAAAAAUAGCUCUAUUAGGGUUGUGCAUCUUACAGGCCCCCUUAUAAAGAGCUUGUGUAAAUAAGUCUUUUGUUCUUAAAGAUAUUUGAAUUUUGGUUAUGUUCAUUGAAUUUUAGGUUGA